Messenger RNA from Anthonomus grandis grandis, 5624 nucleotides. It is a transcript of the gene Toll-6, whose product is annotated as toll-like receptor 6. NCBI's taxonomy places the organism in Eukaryota, Metazoa, Arthropoda, Insecta, Coleoptera, Curculionidae. The record is from RefSeq and is a predicted model, not a curated record. The transcript has 2 exons. Gene Ontology annotation, molecular function: protein binding. The coding region runs from base 216 to 4052 and encodes 1278 amino acids. Gene Ontology annotation, biological process: signal transduction.
UAGUUUAGCUUCGAAAAUCGUGCAGAGCGGUUGCUUGCCGCUCCUAACCGACUCCGUAUUUAUCGUAAAUAAUCGGGUGUAACGUGUUACUCUUUUAACUUUUUCGAAAAAAAUUUUUUUUUAAAUGUUUUAGACAGUGAUGACUGAACAAAGACUGUAAUAUUGCCAUGCUUUUAUUUUUGUGAUAGUGUUUUUAAAAAAGAAAAAGUUUCACCAUGUUCCUCUCGUUGCUCUAUUAUUUCGUUAUUUUUAAAAGUGGUUGUUGCCUAGACGUGUCUACCACUAGUGAUGCCUCCACUGGCUUAAGAUAUGAGGCUCCUGAUGAUUGCCAAUGGUGGAUCAAAGACCCUUCGGUCUCUGGACAAGACGAGGUGGCUCUAACAUGCAAUCUUCGCACUAUAAACAGUGAGUUUGACACCACUAAUUUUAGUGUCAUCCCUUCUGAGCACACCACCUCUCUAAGGAUAGAGUGCAAUCCAGAGAUAAUGUCGAGGUCUAGCUUAGACGAGAAGAGUUUUUUCCACUUAACUAAACUUAGGGCCCUCGAAUUAGAGCAUUGUAAGCUAGCCAGAUGGCCGGCAGGAACCCUUUUUGGCUUAAGAGACUUAAGAAAUUUAACAGUAAAGACCCACAACACCGAGUGGCCUGCCAUGAACUUAGACUUUGCUAGAGAGAGCUUUAACCCCAUUAGGAACUUAGAAAGACUAGACGUCUCUUGCAAUAACAUCUGGUCGUUUCCAGAAAACAUCUUCUGUCCCCUGAUCAACUUAGUGUUUCUAAACGUAAGUGAAAAUCGUCUGCAAGACGUAAGUGACUUGGGAUUUCGAGAAAAAACCCCUGGACUACCACAACCGUUGAUCAGCGUGGCCGAGGAUGAAGUGCCUCAGACUGAAAACACUAGAUCACCAACACACCCUUGCAGCUUGGAUAUUCAGGUACUCGAUGCUUCGUUUAACCAUUUUGUCCUUAUACCUGCCAAUGGUUUCAGUGUUUUACGUAGACUUAAAGAGUUUUACAUUCAUAAUAACGAAAUUAGCAUGGUGGCUGAUAAGGCCCUAAACGGCCUAAAGGCUUUGCAAAUUUUCGAUCUCUCUAACAAUAAAGUCGUAGCCCUACCUAGUGAACUAUUCAAAGACUCUCGCGAGUCCAUCAAAGAAAUAUACUUGCAGAAUAAUUCAAUCAGCGUCCUUGCUCCCGGCUUAUUCGCCAACCUGGAGCAGCUCCUUGCCCUGGAUAUAUCCAGAAAUUUACUUACGAGCUCCUGGAUUAACGCAGACACAUUUGCCGGCUUAAUAAGGUUAGUGCUCCUAAAUCUCUCUUAUAAUCGCAUAUCUAAAUUGGACCCCACGUUCUUUCGGGAUUUAUACACACUACAAAUCCUGAACUUGGAGCAUAACUCUCUCGAAACCAUUCCGGCAGACACUUUUGCCCCCAUGAAUAAUUUACAUACUUUAAUAAUAUCGUUUAAUAAAAUUACGUAUUUGGAUGCCUACUCGCUUAAUGGUCUUUACGUGCUCUCUUUACUUGCUCUGGAUAAUAAUUUGCUGGAGGGGAUCCACCCGGAGGCUUUUAGAAACUGCUCUAGCCUGCAAGACUUAAAUUUAAACAGUAACCAACUUAAAGCCGUACCUUUGGCAUUAAAAGAUAUGAGACUAUUAAGAACAGUGGAUCUCGGUGAGAACAUGAUUACUUAUUUAGAGGAGCCUGGUUUUAGAGGGUUAAGUAAUUUAUACGGGCUCAGGAUGCUUGGGAAUAGGAUCCAGAAUGUAAGCAAACGUGCCUUUGCUGACCUGCCUGCCUUGCAAAUAUUGAACUUGGCCAAAAAUAAAAUCCAACGCAUCGAACACGGUUCGUUCUCAAAUAGCCCGAAUUUGCAAGCGAUUCGGUUAGACUCCAAUUCGCUAACUGACGUGAAUGGCUUAUUUGCCGAUAUCCAGAGUCUAUUGUGGUUGAAUGUUUCGGAUAAUCAACUGGAGUGGUUUGAUUACGCCCUGAUUCCGCAGGGGUUACAAUGGCUCGAUUUGCACAAAAACAAUAUACGCGAACUGGGUAAUAGAUACAAUUUGGAUUAUGAGCUCAGGCUCGCCCAACUGGAUGCUAGCUUUAAUAAAAUAUCUAAAAUUGGGGCCUCAUCAGUGCCUAGCAGUAUCGAGCAACUGUUCCUAAACGAUAAUUUAAUCAGCAUUGUGGAGCCUCACACUUUUAUAAAAAAGACUAAUUUAAGUCGCGUGGACUUGUAUGCCAACCAAAUCUCUUCUAUGGACCUAAAUGCUUUGAGACUCACCCCAGUUAGUCCUGAGAAGGCUUUGCCAGAGUUUUACAUCGGGGGGAACCCUUUUAUGUGUGACUGCACUAUGGAGUGGCUGCAAAGGAUUAACAAGCUGGAUCACUUGAGGCAGCAUCCAAGAGUCAUGGAUCUGGAGAGUAUUUACUGCAAGCUUUUACAUAACAGGGAGAACAACUAUAUGCCUUUAAUAGACGUUGAGUCCUCACAGUUCCUAUGCACUUACAAGACCCAUUGCUUCGCCUUAUGUCAGUGUUGCGACUUUGAUGCUUGUGAUUGUGAAAUGACUUGCCCUAACAACUGCACUUGCUACCAUGACCAAUUAUGGAGUGCAAAUGUGGUGGAAUGUUCUAAUGUAGGAUACUCUGAGAUGCCUAAUACUAUUCCAAUGGAUGCCAGUGAGGUUUAUCUUGACGGAAACAACUUUGGGGAGCUCUCGCGGCACAGCUUUAUCGGUCGUAAGAACUUACGGGUCCUUUUUGCAAAUAAUUCUAAUAUCGCAGCCAUUUAUAACCACACUUUUAGCGGAUUGAGGAGGCUCAGGAUACUGCAUUUGGAGAAUAAUAAAAUUAAGGAGCUCCUUGGAUUUGAGCUUGCUACCUUGGAGUCUCUUAGGGAGUUGUACUUGCAAGGGAAUCUGUUGCACUUUAUUGAUAAUCGUACUUUCUUGGAGCUGAAGCAGUUGGAGGUGCUGAGGUUGGACGAGAAUCGGUUGUACAGCUUUGAGGUGUGGCAGCUGUCACUGAAUCCUUAUUUAGUAGAGAUUGGGUUGUCGUAUAACCAUUGGUCAUGUGAUUGUCAUUAUGUUACGAGGUAUAAGCAGUGGUUGAAGCAGAACUAUGCUAAAGUGGUUGAUGCCACAAGGAUUACUUGCAUUGUAAAUAACUCUACGAACCUGUUAGGGCCGAAGAUGUCAGAUUUCAACUCCUCAAAGUGUUUGCACUUCUUCUCUGAUGGAAACCAUGCUAUAGUGGAGCAGCAAGUAAUGAAUGAUUAUCUGCCCCUUCUAAUGGGCACCAUGUGCGUUUUCAUUGCUAGUGUUGUAAUCGUUUGUGGGGUAUUCUACUACAGAAGAGAGCUAAGGGUCUGGAUAUACUCCAGAUGCGGACUAAGGAUGUGCUACAAAACAACUGCCUAUGAUGAGCAACAAGACAAGGACAGACUAUUCGACGCUUACGUCAGCUACAGCGUCAAAGAUGAGGCGUUUGUUAAUCAAGCUCUAGCUCCAGGUUUAGAAGGGGGUGACCCCUCUUAUAGACUAUGUUUACACUAUAGGGACUUCAACGUGUCAACUUACGUAGCCGAUACGAUUAUAGAGGCAGUGGAAUCGUCUAAAAGAACGAUUAUAGUGCUCUCCAAAAACUUUUUGCAUAACGAAUGGUGCCGGUUUGAAUUUAAAAGUGCGCUCCAUGAAGUGCUGAAGGAUCGACGGAAGAGGUUGAUAUUUAUAGUGACGGGUGAGCUGCCCUCCAGGGAUCUGGAUCCAGACUUGAGGCUCUACCUCAAAAUGAACACGGUGAUCGAGUGGGGCGAUCGGCAGUUCUGGCAGAAGUUACAGUUCGCCAUGCCGGAUGUGAGGAGGUCUUGUGUGCACCAAAGAUCUUCUAUAAAUAUUUAUGCGACGGCAACACCUUCGCACUUCUCGGAUCGAUCCAGGAGUCCUAACUUACCUCCUCCGCCGCCUCCUGGAAAGCUGCCGCCCUUUUUGCAGAACUCAUCCAGUUUACCCAGAGACAGUAGGGCGAUGCCACAUCCUUUGUGGGCGUAGCGGUUAAAGUUUAAUAGUAUGCCUAGACCUAGCAGCAGAAGAGUCCAUCGCAGCAAUAAUGCAACCCCAAAAAGAAGCGAGGCCAGGCAUACUAUAGUCUACUAGUCAUGUAAUUUUGCAACAUUAAAAAUUACUGCCAAAAUUGUAUUUUUUUAAAAUGUUUCCUGCAUGUGUGUAAACCUUUACAAGGCUUUGGCUGAUUUUUGGCAGUUAUUUUUAAAAAUAUUAUUAUUUGUAACAUAGGUAAAAAAAAAUGACUUUUUUAUUGUGAUAUAAUUGUAUAUUGUAUAAUAUUUAAUAAAUUUUCACCAAUCUCAUAAACGAAAAAUACUCCCUUAUAAUGAACUACGCUAAUUAAAUAAAUAUGUAUCUAAGCCACUUAAUAAAUAGCAAAAAUUGUAUAAUGAAUUAAAUAAAUAAAUAUAUAAUAUAAUUAGAUAAACAAUAAUUUUCAUGUCUAUGAUAACGUUUAAUAAUUGAUUUGUUAUUUAAAAUGGUUGUGAACGUUUUUAAGUAGUUUUGAAAUUCAGCAACGAAGUAUGUGUAGUAGACAAUUUUUUUAAUUAAAAUUAAUUACAUAUCAAGUGCAGAAAGUGACAAAUUGAUCACUUUCUCAUUAGCUAUGUAUGUACAUUAUUAUUUUUCUUAUAUACAACUAAAGUUCCCAAGCAACACAUCAUAUUUUGGUAAAUUUUUGGUUUUGCUAUAUUUAUCAACCUUAUAUGGUCAAUGUAUAUUUAUUAAACUGUAGAAUAUACACGAUUCUGUUUAUAAAAGGCUAUCGCUCCUCAAAUAUUUGAUGAAAUUGUUUUAAAAAAUCACCGUUUUUCGUCCAUAUUAUCCAAUCUAAUGACGCUGUUUUUAUAUUAAAUAUUUAUAUAUAAAAUUAUAUCAAACUUAAAAAACAGUGUUAUUAAAUUAAAUAUUAAAUAUAUAUUUUCUGCAAAAAUAUUGUGUUUCAUUAACACAACCCUUACCCCCCCACCCACCCCAAACAUUUACCCAGUAAAAAAUUCAUUUAAAAAAUCAACGUUUUUCGUCAAUAAUAUCCAAUCUAAUAGUACUAUUUUUGUGUUAAAUAUUUAUUAAUUUCGACAUAUAUAAUUAUAAUAAAUUUAAAUAAAGACAGUGUUAUUAGAUUAUAUAUUAACGACGAAACCAGCUGUAAUUCAUCCGUAUUAUUCUGGAAAACAAUUUCUUACUGGUAAGUUGUAUGGGGUGGGUGGGGGGGGUAAGGGUAAAGUUAAUAAAAAACGGCUUUUUUUGCAGAAAAUAAUUGUUCAAAAAAAAACUGGAAGGUGGAAAUUCGGUGUAAACCAAAAAUAAACGUUUAUUAAACCAUCGUGUGUUGCUUGGGUUCUUAAAAAACCUAUUUUCAACGUAACUUAUUUAAAAUUUUGUAUAUUGUAAACUAUGUAAUUAUCCCUUUAAAUAACAUACCAUAAUGCAAAUAUAUAUUUUCAGUCAGAUUUCAGCAGUAACAUAUUUAUAUUAUAUUAAUUGUUGUAUAUAACAUUUGAAGCUUUUAAACUCGUAUUUGAAAUUAUAUAAUAAAUUUAAUGUUUAUUAAUA